AUGAGAGUUGGGUGUGUGGCGGGUAGUUCGUUAAGGUGUGUGGGAGGAUGGGCUGGGAGAGGGUGGGGGGGGGGGGGGGGAUUUAGUGGGGGUGUAUGGGGGGGCGCAUGUUGGUGUGGGUGUGGUAGGGAGUUAAGGUGCUUGGGGGGGCGGGGAGGGCGGGGGCUGGAGUCUUUGGAGGUGGCGUUGGAGGGAAGGGGUAUGCGCGUGCGGGGGGUUGCGGUGGGUUUGGGGGUGGGCGGGGGUGGGGGGUGCGUCGGUUGGGAGGGAGGUUGGGUAGAGUGGGUGGGUUCGGGGGUGGGGGGUGGGGAGGUUGAGAGGGAGGGGUGUGGGGUGAUUCGGGAAAGGGUUGGUUUAGUUGGAUCUGGGGGUCGGGUGGGGUGUGGGGUGAGCAGGGGGACGGGGUGGUUAAAGUGGGGAUUGUGGGUGGUCUGUACGGGUUUGGUGUGGGGGUGGGGGGGGUGGUUUGUGGUGGAUGAGAUUCGGGAGAGGGGCGUAUGUGGUUGGGAGGUGGUCACGAGUCAAGGGCAUGGGAUCGAUGGGCGCAGUUCAGAGAGCGUGGGGGGGGGGUUGGGAUGUGUGGUAUUCCACCUCGUAGGGUGGGGUGGUUGGUUAGGUAGGAGUAUAGGGGGGGUUUGUUGCCGUGGGGUGGCGAUGGGGGGGGAGUGUGGGGGGGUUGCAAUUGUGGUGGUUGGGAUGAGGAUGGGGGGUGAUAGGGGUGGGAUCCGUUGGGGGAGGGGGGUAGAGGCGUUGAGGGGGAUUGGGGUUCGUUCGAGGGAGGGGGGGACUGGGGGAAAUGUGGGGGUUUUGUUGUGGUGGUCGGUGGGUGGAAAGGGGGGGGCUGGGAAGCAUAGUGUGGAGUUGUGUUGCUGGGCGGUGGAGAUUCUGAGGGGGAUGAGGGGUGGUUGGUUGCGGGUCGGGCGGGUUGCGAUUGGGUUGGGUGUGGGGUGUGGGCUGUGGGGGGUUGGGGGGGGACGUGGUAUGACGGUUUGGUUGUCUGGCAGUUGGGAUUGGGGGCUGGUGGGGGAGGGUCGUUUUGGGUUUGGGGAAUUGUGGGUUGGGGGGGGGGGGUUUGGGUCCGUUGUGGUAGAGGGGUACUUUUGUGGCAGUGAUGGGAAGGGGGGGGGGAGCGGGUUGGAGGAAGGAGGAGGGGGAGGUUAG
Messenger RNA from Knipowitschia caucasica, 1161 nucleotides. NCBI's taxonomy places the organism in Eukaryota, Metazoa, Chordata, Actinopteri, Gobiiformes, Gobiidae. The record is from the annotation of a GenBank genome assembly.